Messenger RNA from Odontomachus brunneus, 1099 nucleotides. RefSeq lists its product as uncharacterized. The record is from RefSeq and is a predicted model, not a curated record. The transcript has 7 exons. NCBI's taxonomy places the organism in Eukaryota, Metazoa, Arthropoda, Insecta, Hymenoptera, Formicidae. The coding region runs from base 681 to 1025 and encodes 114 amino acids.
GAAUAAAGCGAGCCAGGGGGUCAAUUGUAUAGUGAAAUUCACAAAAGUGAGCUCUCACUUGAUUGAAUAACUUUCAUCAUAGUGAAAAUGCGAUAUUCAUCACGUGAGAUUGCUCGGAAAGAAAUUCCAUGUCGAAUUGUGUUAAAAGUGCAUCUAAAAUGUAAAAAGUGUGCAAAAGUGUGUUCUCUGAAAAUAUCGUAACCAACAUUGGUUGUAUUUAGCGAUUUAGCGGUGAUAAGAGAUCAGUGAGCGGUUAACUAAAAUAGCAACUCUACAGCUAAUUGAAGAAUUAAUAAAUUAUAUGCCGAUUCCAAAAAGAAGUACUGCAAUUCCUCCAUAUUUACAAAUAUUUGCAACACUUCAUUUUCUUGCAUCUGGUUCCUACCAACAAAAAGUAGGACAAGAUUUUUUAUCAUGCAUGAGCCAAACAUCAAUCUCUGUUUCCAUUCAUGUUACAAUAGAAGCAUUAAAUAGAAUUAUAGGACAAUGGAUUCAAUUUCCAGUAUCACAGAGAAAAAAACAAGAAAUUAAACAAAAAUAAAUAUAUUACAUAAUUUUUUGAAAAAACUGGAUUUCCUGGAGUGAUUGGCGCUAUUGACGGUAGUCGCAUAGCUAUUUUUCCACCACAGAAGGAAAGAGAACAUUUAUUCAUUAAUAGAAAACUAUAUCAUUCCCUAAAUAUGAUGAUUGUUUCUUCCUACAGUAGUAAAAUAUUAGCAGUAAAUGCACUACAUGGGGGAAGCACACAUGAUUCUAGAGUCUUCCGUUCUUCGAGUCUCUUUAAUCAUUUACAAAAGCAACAGGAAGCUGAUGAAAGAGGAGAUGCUGCGUAUCCACUCAAGCCAUUUCUUUUAAAACCAUUUAUGAAUGCUCCUGCAGGAUCACCGGAAGCUAAAUAUACAGAACAUAUAGUUAAAGCACGGUCUGCAGUAGAAAAGUAUUGGGAUUUUAAAAGGACGAUGGCGAUGUUUGAGAAAAGAAAGAGCAUUGCAUUAUCAGCCAGAAUUUGCAGCGUAUAUUAUUAAUGCAUGUUGUAUUUUGCACAACGUUGCUAUAAAAUUUAACAUUCCACCAUAUGAAAUAUAUUUUGAAGAACUAG